AUGUGCGAAUUACUAUGUGGAAUGAUAGUUGAUGUCAACAUUCACUGCUUAAACAUGACAAACGCCGGCUUGAACGACGAGAGAGUUGAAGAACAACAUCGCAACCAGCUUGCUUCUUCUCAUUUCUCUCCAUUUACAGAGGAUACAUCUUGUUCAUAUUGGAUUACAAAACAAAAAAAUAAACUUAAAAAUACCAGCGAAACAUCACAAAGAACUUCAGGAUAUUUACAAAAAUGUUCGAAAGCAGUGUUGCCAAUUUUCAUAAUGUUAGAUCGAUUUCAAUUGCAUGAACAUCAUUUGCAAUACGAGACAGUUUGCUUGUUGUCAUCAGACAAUGAGUCGCAUCUUGAUUCAAUGUCCAUCCUUUUACAAAGCAAUGAACUGAAUUGCGAUUGUGUGUUCGUUAACCAAUUCGAACAUCAAUGUCAACUGGAAUAUUGA
Messenger RNA from Clunio marinus, 441 nucleotides. Lineage: Eukaryota; Metazoa; Arthropoda; Insecta; Diptera; Chironomidae. The record is from the annotation of a GenBank genome assembly.